AUGCACGACAGACGGCCUUCCGCGGCCGAAACUUAUGGCAAUAUUCGACGCUCUUUGCGCCCGCUGCCUCAAGCGCCCAAUGCCUCUCCAAAGAGCUCGCUAAAGGAAGGCACAACUCGCCAUGCCAGGAGCUACACCAUUGAUGAUACGGUAUACCGAAAGUCUGUAUCUCCCGCAGGAACACCUGAGCGUAAGAUAAGAUGGCAGGACGAGGAGCAAUCUCCUCAGCCUAUGACAGAGUACCCCUUCCCAGCAUCAACGCCUCCACGACCGCGUUCUCAGCACUCUUACAGUCAGAACAGCCCUCUCGCACCCAACCUGACUGCGUCCUUUACGGCCCCGGAACUCGAGACGUUUCAAAAAUCAUCGACUGGUCACCUUCGAACUCUAUCAAAGUUUGCAAAAUCUGGAGAGACCGAAGACUUCGCCAUUGAUUCGGCUCUGCCUUCAGUUGUCGGCCUGCAGAAUCGAAGACGGUUGAAACGAUCAGACUCUAUCCGAGAAACCACUGUCACCAAAACCAAAAAUGUUUCGUCAUCAUGGGCAGCUGGCAAUUGGAUGGAUAAACAGAGGCAGUUUCUUCAGGCGUACGAAUAUCUUUGUCAUAUCGGAGAAGCUAAAGAAUGGAUAGAAGAUGUUAUUCAAAAGGAAAUCCCGCCCAUUGUUCAGCUUGAAGAGGCCCUUCGGGAUGGUGUGACUUUGGCCGAGAUCGUACAAGCUUUAUAUCCCAAUAGAGCGCUACGAAUCUUUAGAAAUCCGCGUCUGCAAUAUCGACACUCCGAUAACAUUGCGUUGUUCUUCCGCUUUCUCGACGAGGUCGCCCUACCUGAUAUAUUUCGGUUCGAACUAAUUGAUCUGUACGAGAAGAAGAAUAUUCCCAAGGUUAUCCACUGUAUCCAUGCUCUUUCAUGGCUGCUUUAUAAAAAUGGAAUCGUUGCUUUCCGGAUAGGGAACUUGGUGGGCCAGCUCCAAUUCGAACAUCAUGAGCUCGAACAGACGCAAAAGGGAUUGGACAAAGCAGGAGUCAGUAUGCCUAGUUUUUCUGGAAUGGGUGCGUCUUUUGGCGCCGAACCUGAGCCCGAACCGGAACCGGAGCCUGUUGAAACCGAAGAAGAACGUAUCGAGCGCGAACUACACGAAAACGAAGACUCUAUCAGUGACCUCCAAACACAGAUCAGAGGUGCUUUGCUACGGGUCAGAUUGGGCAAAGUUAUGAACGAGCUUUGGGACAAUGAACAUGUGAUUGUUGAGCUACAGUCCAUGAUACGAGGUGAUUGGGCGCGUCAAAUCUCUGGCUAUCGAUUACAAAUGCGCCAAUUCGCAGUCAAUCUUCAGGCUAUCUCCAGGGGUUUCUUGGUACGAGCGCGCAGACAAAGCGACGAGGAAUGGUGGCAGCUUAAGGAGCCGGAAGUCUUGAAAAUUCAAAACCUCGUCAGAGGCCGCAAAGUCAGGGACCAGAUAUCACAACUAAAGAUGAGGAUGCGACGCGAAGAAUCUGGAGUAAAGUCUAUUCAAGCAGCAAUCAGGGGCGCGCUACAACGAAAACAUGCCUCUGACCGAGUCCAGCAAACUAAAGGUGCAGAAAACGAGGUAAGAGGCCUUCAAGCAGCUAUUAGGGGUAUGCACGCACGCCAGUCAGUAGGUCAGACGCUAGCUCAGCUAGAGCACGAAACUCCAUCCGUUUUAUUCCUCCAAUCAGUCAUUCGAGCCUCAGCUCAAAGGGCUCGUGUGGCAGGCUUAAAGAAGGAGCUGACGCGGGAUGAAGACAAAAUAUGCUCACUGCAGUCCUCUGUUCGUGCUGCAGCAGUCCGUAAGCAGCUCAAGUCUCUCCACGAUCAACUUAGGCAACAUCAAAAUGAGGUUGUGGACCUGCAGAGUAUUAUUCGGGCCAACGCAUUAAGGUCCAAACUUGAAGAGCAACGGUCCUCCUUAGCCGGUACAGAACCAGAAGUACUGCUUCUUCAGUCCAUGACACGUGGGAUGUUCCUCAGGAAACGAGUCACGUCCGAUCUUCAAGAUCUUGAAAAGAACACGUCGCUAUUCACAACCUUGCAGUCUCUCGCUCGGGCUGCUCUAGUACGAAGAGAUAUUGGACAGAUCCUCUCACAGCUCGAAGAGAACGAAGAUGAAGUUGUACAACUUCAAGGGCUAAUUCGAGCAAUGCUCGUCCGUAUCGAUGUAGGCAACAUCUUGUCGGACCUAGAGGCCGAAGAAGACAUCGUCACGGACUUUCAAGCACGCAUUAGAGGUUAUCUCAUUCGACUACGAUUCGCCGAAAAGCAACGCUUCUUCCGAGAAAACAUGGAAAAGGUUAUCAAAGUCCAGAGUUUCGUUCGAGGCAAGAUUCAAGGUCAGGCAUACAAAAGCCUCACCAGUGGGAAGAAUCCUCCUGUGGGCACCAUCAAAGGUUUUGUCCAUUUACUCAACGAUAGUGAUUUUGAUUUUGAUGAGGAAAUUGAAUUUGAAAGACUCAGAAAAAAUGUUGUACAGCAGGUUCGACAAAAUGAGAUGGCAGAUCAGUACGUCUCACAAUUGGACAUCAAAAUUGCACUGCUAGUCAAGAACAAGAUUACCCUGGAUGAAGUCGUCAAGCAUCAGAAACACUUUGGUGGACACGUCGGAUCUCUACUGUCGAAUAACAAUAUCCUGUCGAAGGACCCAUUUGAUCUCAAAGCAUUGAACAAGACCUCACGGAAAAAGCUCGAGCAAUACCAAGUUUUGUUUUUCUUGCUCCAGACCCAGCCACAAUACCUCUCCAGAUUGUUCCGCAAACUACGAGAACAAAAUACCAGCGAUAAGGAGUACGACAAGACCAAGCACAUCAUCAUGGGUCUUUUCGGCUACGCACAAAAGAGACGAGAAGAAUACUACCUUAUCAAGCUGAUUACACGUUCUAUCAAAGAAGAGAUACAGAGUUGCCCGUCUUUGCAAGACUGGGUUCGAUGUAACUCAUUCUGGCUCAAGCUGUUCGUGGCAUACGUCAAGUCGCCAAGAGACCGGAAGUUCUUGCGAGAGAUUCUCAAUCCUAUUGUUAAAGAAUGGAUUCUUGAGAACCCGGAUAUAGACCUUGAAAGCGAUCCUAUGCAAAUUUAUCGCACUGCCGUCAUCAACGAAGAACUCCGAACCGGACAGAAGAGUCAACGACCUCUUGACAUACCGAAAGAAGCUGCUAUUCGGGAUCCCGAGACAAGGGCUAUCUUCAUCCAACACCUUGAAAACCUUCGCGACAUCUCAGAGCAAUUCCUUGGCAGGUUCCAUGAAGCGCUUCCAAAGAUGCCUUUUGGCAUACGCUAUAUCGCCAAGGAGUUGUAUGAAAUGCUCAUCGCUCAGUACAGCAACGAAGAUCCUGGUCUCGUUUUACAGGUGGCCGGCCAAUGCAUCUGGAAGAAUUAUCUCCAAUCUGCUGUCUUGGAACCCGAGAAGCAUGGUGUAGUCGAUCAUAGCUUGGACCCUAAGCACAAAAAGGAUCUAAGCGAGAUCGCAAAGGUUCUCUCUCAGGUGGCAUCAGGACGUCUGUUUGGCGAAGAGGGUGUCUUCCUCCAACCGUUGAAUCCUCAUAUCGGCAACUUUAUUCUGCGUCUAGGUGAUAUUUGGGGCGACAUGAUCUCCGUGCAAGAUGCGGAAUCGUAUUUCGACAUUGAUGAAUUUAACGAUCUGUAUGCUAAGACCAAACCAACCCUGUACAUCAAAAUGUCGGACAUCUUCUCCAUCCAUCAACUUGUUGCAUCCGAGAUUGACUUCCUAUGCACACGACCGGAUGAUACCCUCAAGGAGAUCAUACGUGAUCUCGGUAAUGUAAAAUCCAAUCAGCAUGAGCUUAUGGCUGUCAGGUCUUCUGAAAUCAGUCUGACACUCCAUCCGAAGCUUACCAACAUGGAAGAUCCGGAAGCCGGCACCAAAGCCCUGUUCAUGGAGACCAAGAGAUGCAUCCUUUACAUCAUCAGAGUUCAGUCUGGAGCAAAUCUUAUGGAAAUCAUGCUCAAGCCUCCAACGGAAGAGGAUGAACAAAGAUGGCUGUCUCUGGUUCACGAUGAACUUUCCGCGAACAACAAAAGGAAAGGUGCUUACUCUGAAGUCAAUACAGCGCUAGAUCUGAGCACCAUGAAUUAUGCGGACCUAAAGAGUGUCGCUCUCGAAAAUAUACUUCGAUUAGAGCAAUCUGGAAAAAUCAGCCGGCAUAAUCAGUACCAAGACAUAUUGAAUGCGAUUGCGGUAGACAUUCGAACCAAGCACCGCCGAAGGAUCCAACGGGAACGAGAGCUAGAGAGCGUUCGUCUGACAUUGUCCAGAUUGAAUGAUCAGGCUGAAUUUCUUGAACAGCAGCUUAAGACUUAUAAUGACUACAUUGAGCAUUCGAUGACGACUCUUCAGAACAAAAAAGGAAAGAAGCGAUUCCUGAUGCCUUUCACGAAGCAAUGGGACCAUGAACGUGAACUUCAGAAAACGGGCCGAGUAUUCAAGCUUGGUUCCUACAAAUACUCAGCACGUACUCUUGCCGAAAAAGGAGUGUUGGUGCACUGGAAAGGCUAUACAGAGCGUCAAUGGGACCGGGUUGACCUCAGUAUCUCUAGUAAUGAAGUUGGUGUGUUCAUUCUCGAUGGAAGUAGUGGUAAUAUGAUGAUACCUGGUGCCAACGCCCAGGUACCGCUCGACGACCUCUUGCAAGCACAGUACAACAAUACGCAAUUCCUCGAUUUCUUCGAGGGCACUUUGCGAGUGAACGUUGAUUAUUUCUUGCAUCUGAUUAUGAAGAAGUUCUACAACGAGUGA
This is a messenger RNA of Talaromyces amestolkiae, 4770 nucleotides long. RefSeq lists its product as uncharacterized. Lineage: Eukaryota; Fungi; Ascomycota; Eurotiomycetes; Eurotiales; Trichocomaceae. The transcript is spliced from 3 exons. Gene Ontology annotation, biological process: regulation of GTPase activity; regulation of actin cytoskeleton organization. Bases 1 to 4770 code for a protein of 1589 amino acids. Gene Ontology annotation, cellular component: cytoplasm. Gene Ontology annotation, molecular function: protein binding; GTPase activator activity. The record is from RefSeq and is a predicted model, not a curated record.